UGCAGACACCGUGUUUCUCUCUCUCUCAACUUUUCCUUACCGUUAAGUCCUGAAAACGAGUUUUGCCUCUCUCUCGCGCUUUCUCUCAUACAAAAGAGCUUUCAAAGUGUUAAAUUUGACUUGUCUUCAGAUCCAUCAAAGCCUCUAAAAACUAUAACCCCACAUUUCUCCAGAUCUAAACUCCUAAAUAAAUUUCUCGAAUUUCGAUGAAGGGCUCGAGCCAGUGGUUCACGAUCGGGCUCGUAUCGGCCUGGUACGCAUCGAACAUUGGGGUUCUUCUUCUCAACAAGUACUUGCUAAGCAACUAUGGAUUCAAGUACCCGAUCUUUCUCACCAUGUGUCACAUGACUGCUUGUUCAUUGUUCAGCUACGUUGCUAUCGUGUGGAUGAAAUUAGUGCCUCUGCAGACGAUUAGGUCUCGUGUUCAGUUCGUGAAGAUCGCCACUCUGAGUCUCGUGUUUUGUACUUCGGUCGUGAGUGGGAAUGUUUCUCUACGCUACCUUCCUGUGUCGUUCAAUCAGGCGGUUGGGGCUACGACGCCGUUUUUCACGGCGGUGUUUGCUUAUAUUAUGACGGUCAAGAGGGAGGCUUGGCUCACCUAUGUCACUCUCAUUCCUGUGGUUACUGGGGUUGUCAUUGCUAGUGGGGGUGAACCAAGCUUCCAUCUAUUUGGGUUUAUAAUGUGUCUUGGUGCUACAGCUGCAAGGGCAUUAAAGUCAGUGGUUCAAGGGAUUUUGCUGUCCGCAGAAGGGGAAAAAUUGAAUUCUAUGAACCUUCUGCUGUACAUGGCACCAAUAGCUGUUUUAUUCUUACUUCCCGCGACACUGUUUAUGGAGGAAAAUGUGGUUGGGAUCACAAUAGCUCUUGCCAGAAAUGAUAUCAAAAUAAUCUGGUAUCUACUCUUCAAUUCUGCCUUGGCAUAUUUUGUGAACUUGACCAAUUUCUUGGUCACUAAACACACCAGCGCUUUGACUCUCCAGGUCCUGGGAAAUGCAAAAGGUGCUGUUGCUGUGGUUGUCUCCAUUCUAAUAUUUAAGAAUCCCGUCUCAGCAACAGGGAUGCUGGGCUACAUGCUUACUGUCAUUGGAGUCAUUUUGUAUAGCGAAGCCAAGAAGAGGAGCAAAUGAAACUCCUUAUCCUCAAGUGAAGAACUUGCCGUUAGACCUUUUUAGAGCCAAGGUUGUUGUAACACAUGCUUGAGCCAAAUCAUUAUGUGGUUACCCUUUUAUUCGUUUCUUGGAAACUGCAAGGAGAGGUGUUUCUACCUGUUUCAACGCUUCGAAGUGGAGAAAUUUCCACGGAAGAGGUUGUUGGUCUUUCUGAUCGCAGUAUCAGCCAUUCUUUUGGGUUAGACUUGGAUUCAAGCCUAUUCAACCUCUCUCUCUCUCUCUCUGUGUUUUUAGACAUAGUGCCAAUAUUUUAUUUAUUUAUUUUUUUUUUGUGGUCAAAUCAGGAAAAGCAUGCCAAUAUAUCUGUACCAUUAAGUGAUCAUUAAAGAGAUGAUUAUAUACUGUUGUAUAAGAACUAUAUAAUGUUUAUCAUUGAUUGAUCAUAUAUAGCAUUAAAAUGUUUCCUCCUCCAUA
Camellia sinensis is the source of this 1583-nucleotide messenger RNA. Its product is annotated as putative sugar phosphate/phosphate translocator At3g11320. The record is from RefSeq and is a predicted model, not a curated record. NCBI's taxonomy places the organism in Eukaryota, Viridiplantae, Streptophyta, Magnoliopsida, Ericales, Theaceae.